GCCUCGGCGGGCCGCGUCGGGCGAUGGCGCUGCGCCUGGUCUGCGACUUCGACCUCCGGAAGGACGUGCUCCCGGGGCUGCGGGCGCGGCGGGCGGCGUCGUUGGCCUCGGGGGCCCGAGGCGGCGGCCCAGGUAUUUUAGAAGAUAAUUAUGAGAGCUUACGUAUACUGAAUGUUGAAAGAAAUGGAAAUAUUAUUUAUACCUAUAAGGAUGAUAAGGGAAAUGUUGCCUUUGGAUUAUAUGACUGCCGAACCAGACAAAAUGAGCAUCUCUAUACAUUUGAGAAAGACUUGCAUGUCAUCAGUUGCUCUAUCAACAGUGAGAGAACUUUGCUUGCUGCAAGUUUAGUUCAUUCUGCUAAAGAAGGAAGAAAGAAUGAGCUUCAACCAGGAUCAAAGUGCUUAACUUUGUUGGUUGAAAUCCACCCUGUUAACAAUGUGAAGGUUCUAAAAGCGGUGGAUAGCUCUAUUUGGGUGCAGUUUCUCUACCCCCAAGUGGAAAGUCACCCUCCUCCAGAGAACCAUCUGUUACUGAUUUCAGAAGAGAAAUAUAUUGAAAAAUUUCAUAUCCACGUCAUCCAAGAAGACGGAAAUAAAGUGGUACUUAGAGACUCUGGCCAUCUCCCAAGAGAGAGAGUAGCUGAGGAUUUUGUUUGGGCUCAAUGGGAUAUGUCAGAGCAGAGAUUAUACUACAUUGUCCUGAAGAAAUCAAGGAGUAUCUUAAAAUGCAUCCAGUUUUCUGCUAACGAGAAGUUUAACUUAAUGUUUGAAGCACCCUUGGAUAUAACAUUAAGUGCCUCGGGAUUUGAACUUGUAAACUUUGGAUGUGAUGAUCUUCAAGACCAAGGGAACCUAUCCAAACACCUGACCCUGUGCGUUUUUACCAACCAUACAGGAAGUUUGUGUGUAUGUUACAGUCCGAAGUUUGACUCUUGGGAAAAAAUCACGUAUUCAGUGUUUUACUUUCAUAAAGGGCACAGCAAGACCUUCACUGCUGCUCUUGGGAGUGUUGACUCACUUGUGACUAAGGGCCUUACUUUUCUCAACCUUGACUAUUAUGUGGCUGUUUACUUACCUGGUCAUUUCUUUCAUCUGCUCAACAUUCAGCAUCCAGACCUGAUCUGCCACAGUUUGUUUCUGACAGGAAACAAUGAAGUGGUUGAUAUGCUACCUCAUAGUCCUUUACAGUCACUCUCAGGGUCCCUGGUACUGGAUUGGUGUUCUGGAAAGCUCUAUAGGGCACUCCUCAACCAGUCCUAUUUAUUACAGUUCCUAUGGAACACUCAGCUAGACUGUGAGAAGAUGGCCGUGUUGCACUGUGUGCUCUCCUGUGGCCGAGACCCCCGGUUCCUGGAAGCCAAGAUUAUUCAGUGGAUUUCUGAGAACAUCUCCACCUGCCAUUCAUUUGACCUCAUUCAGGAAUUUAUAAUUGCUUCUUCAUAUUGGAGCAUAUAUCCAGAGACAAGUAACAUAGAUAAACUUUUGCCGUAUUCCUCAGUGCUCACUUGGAAUACAGAAAUUCCUGGAAUAACCCUUGUGACAGAAGAGAUCACAUUGCCUUUCAUGAAGGUCCACAGCUUUAAGGGCUACUGGGAAAAACUGAACUCCAACCUGGAAUAUGUUAAGUGCUCCAAACCAUGCUUGCUCUAUAACAACAGCAUGGUCAAGAGAGAAUGGCACAGCCUGAUCUCAGAAGAGAAAACCGGAAGAAGAAGGUCCAUGGUAUAUGUGAGGAAUAUUUUUGAUAAUGCAAUGAAGGUGAUUUCUAACCUAGAAGCAAGGAAUUUGGAGCCAAGAUUAACACCCCUCUUCCAGGAGGAAGACUAUCACCAGAGGCUGCUUAUAGGGCUGAUGGUGUCUGAGCUAAGAGAGCAUCUCCUGAGACACCUACAGGGUAGAAAGAAGAAAAUUGAACAGAUGGUUCUGGACUACAUUUCAAAACUGCUGGAUCUCAUUUGCCAAAUACUAGAAACCAGCUGGAGGACACAUCAUCUUCACCCCUGGGUUCUCCACUUCAGGCGGGCCAGUGCUGCUGAAUUUACAGUCUUUCACAUCAUGACCAGGAUUCUGGAAGCUACCAUGAGUUUGUUUUUACCUCUGCCUCCUGGUUUUCAUACUCUGCACACGAUCCUUGGCGUCCACUGUCUCCCUUUGCAUAACCUGCUGCAUUACAUUGACAGUGGGGUGUUGCUGCUCACUGAAACAGCUGUCAUACGGCUCAUGAAAGAUCUGGACAAUUCCGAGAACAAUGAAAAACUAAAAUUCAGCAUCAUUGUGCGGCUUCCCCCGCAUAUUGGUCAGAAGAUCUGUCGACUUUGGGAUCAUCCUAUGAGUUCUAACAUCAUUUCGCGGAACCAUGUGAAGCAACUGCUGCUGAACUAUAAGAAACAGCCUCAGAGUUCUAUGAUUGACAAGUCACCAGGCAGUGUGGAGUUUCUGCCUCUGAACUACUUCAUUGAAAUACUGACAGAUAUAGAAUCUUCCAAUCAAGCUCUGUAUGCUUUUGAAGGACAUGACAACGUGGAUGCAAAAUUUGUGGAGGAAGCAGCUCUGAAACACACCACAAUGCUUUUAGGCUUAUAAAAGAGAAAAUGCAAUUAUAUCAGCUUCCAGUAUUUUAAUCUUGCUCAUCACCUUGACUUCUGUUGAGACUCCUUUACCAAUAUUUAAAAUUGGUAACCAAAAUCAGAAUACAUUGUUGAACCAUCUGAAUUUCAGUUUGGUACUUGUUCAGAGAGAACUAAACUGCUGUACCUCAUCCCAGUUUUGAAGAGCAGACGAGCAGUCAAGUGUAGAGGAGUGACAAAACAGUCUCAGAAGCAUGGACUGUCUCAGUGAGGACCCAGUGGCUUAUCUUCCUAAUGAUUUCAUAGGCCAACAGCUAGUUUGUAUUGCACUCUGAAAUAAAAUGUGCUUUAAAAAAUGCAGGGAACAGUGCUUAGAAAAACAAAAACGAGAUGUGUCGCGGAAGAUAACGUACGACAAGUAGAAAAAUGAAAUGUUACAUAAGAACUGUAUUUGGAAAGAGGAUGCUUUCUAAAGAACUGAAUUUGGACCAGGUCAACUCUGCUAUUUCCAGUGUGGAAUGCUUUGUAACAUACAGCAGCGUGUACAUACAGUUCUGAGAGUGGGCUUUGUCUUUGUGAUGGUUCAGAUGGAACUUUAUUUAAUAUGUUAAAGUUUUUUGUAUUUAUAAAAGUUUGAUUUGGUAAUAUCUUGUCAUUAAAAAAAAAAAAAAAAA
Messenger RNA from Canis lupus familiaris (dog), 3240 nucleotides. RefSeq names its product gamma-secretase activating protein (gene GSAP). Gene Ontology annotation, cellular component: trans-Golgi network. The record is from RefSeq and is a predicted model, not a curated record. NCBI's taxonomy places the organism in Eukaryota, Metazoa, Chordata, Mammalia, Carnivora, Canidae. Gene Ontology annotation, biological process: positive regulation of amyloid-beta formation.